Rhagoletis zephyria (snowberry fruit fly) is the source of this 378-nucleotide messenger RNA. NCBI's taxonomy places the organism in Eukaryota, Metazoa, Arthropoda, Insecta, Diptera, Tephritidae. The record is from RefSeq and is a predicted model, not a curated record.
AUGAACGUAAUGAAGUGGUUCAUCGAACGAGCCCAACUGGUAAUUGUUUUCUUCGAUCCUCAAAAGCUUGACUUCAGUACUGAGUUUAAGCAAGUUUUGUUAAUAUGCAACGAGAACAAAAGCAAACUUAUGUUUGCCUUAAACAAAAUCGAUUCAGUUGACAAUGCCGACAUGAUCCGCAUGUACGGAUCAAUUAUGUACCUUCUCGGGAAAUGCGUCAACAUACCAGAACCACCAAAUAUGCGUCUGGUUUCGUUUCAAAGCAACCCGCUGAACAGGAACAGCAAUAUGCAUUCAUUUUUCAAACAAAAUGAACGCGAAAUGUUGGACAUUAUCCAAAAUUUACCAAAAAGUCACAACCGUGACAGACUUGUGCGG